Molecule: messenger RNA, 1509 nt
Organism: Rubroshorea leprosula
Lineage: Eukaryota; Viridiplantae; Streptophyta; Magnoliopsida; Malvales; Dipterocarpaceae
Source: the annotation of a GenBank genome assembly
AACUUUGAAGGUUUGUUCAUCUCAAUUUUCAAUGAGGUGUCUGAAUUAUUAUUAUGGACCUAUUAUCCAUCUCAUAGAUAAUAGAAAACCUUCAAUACAAUCUAUCCCAUAUUGAAACGUGGAACGUAGUCUUGACCCAUGGAAGCCACCAAAGUACUUGGCCCAAAGACCAAACCCAUUAAAAUCGAUGACGAUGCUAAACAAGAUGGAUUACUAACGGGCCAGGCUACAACAACCUUUUUCGGACAUUUUGUAUUGCAGAGCCGGAAAGGAAGAAGAGGAGGGAUGGGGUGCAGAACAGAAGGAAAAGCAACGACGACGUGGCCGACGGUCAAACCCAAACAGAACCUCCUAGUUACCCGCUUCAAGGAUACCGAUCGCUUCGCCGUGCAGAAUUUCCUCACACCUGCAGAAUCAAAUGCAUUCAUUGAUGUUGCAGAAUCAAUUGUGUUUGCCCACCAAGUCUCAGUCCAGUGUAUGGUGAACCUUAUUGAGACAAAGGUAGAAUAUCUGUGAAUGAUCCAGCUCAUUCAGAUACAAUAUGGCAGUCUGGACUCUGCAAAUUAUUUUCUGAUAAUAAGAUUUGGGAGAAGGUUGCUGUUGGCCCAAAUCCCAACUUCAGAUUUUACUGGUUUGCUACUUGUCUCAAAAUUUUUACUUAAUAUUAUCCAGUGUCAAGGAAUAGCGGAAGUUCAAAGGUUCAUAGUUAAUUGGUGUUAGAUUGUCGAGCUCCAAAGUAGCACAUGAAAGAAUUGUACUCUCUAUAAUGAGUUUUUAAAAGGGUCUCUCUGUUACUGUGACUUUAUGAUAUGCUUCUUUAAUUGAAAAGUGUUGUAGAACUUCUUCUUGUCUUAAAUUUUUUCUAUAAACAAUCCAGUUUUCAUUUGAGCCUACCGUGAAGGAUAUUUUAACUGCCAUUCUUCCAGGUACAAGCCAGGUCAAUAGUCUGGAUGGCAUAUUGAUGAAAGUGUUGGUCUUGGAGGAGGGAAGCACACCCAUUAUACUUUGUUAAAAUAUUGAAGUGGUGUUUCUACUGGAUCAGAGCCCAUAGUCGGAGGGGACACUGUCUCCUAUGGUUCAAGAGAUAAGUGUUGUAGGCUUGUAGCUGAGGUAUAGAUGCUUUGAUUCAUAUCCCGUUGCUCCCAUUGCAUUUGUUCUCCAUGUUGCUUUUAAUCUUUCAGAGUUUGUGUGUUUCUUCAGACCUUAAUUUUCAUAGUCCAUCGUCCAUUGAUUGCAAUCCGAAUCCUGGAGGUGGCUCCUAUUGAAGGAAUGGCCCUAUUGCACAUUCAUGGGGGGACAAACGCAUGUUGCCUGAAGCUGGAAACAUUUCCAAGGGCAUCAUCAAGUGUGUCUUCCGUUCAGAUGUAGCUUUUGCUUGAAUGCCAAUAGAUUAUGAUCCUUAUUCCCUUUCCUUCUGAUAUAUAUACUAGUAGCCCUUUUAUUCAUCCAUAUCUUCAUGGCAUCUCUGCUUUUGCUGAAGUGAAGCUAAGCUGUUUUUUUUUUUAUUGU